Molecule: messenger RNA, 1164 nt
Organism: Closterium sp. Naga37s-1
Lineage: Eukaryota; Viridiplantae; Streptophyta; Zygnematophyceae; Desmidiales; Closteriaceae
Source: the annotation of a GenBank genome assembly
AUGGUCCCUGUCCAAUUCUUCACAGGUGGGGCUACUGGUCACGGGUGGGGCUGCUGGUCACAGGUGGGGCUGCUGGUCACAGGUGGGGCUGCUGGUCACGGGUGGGGCUGCUGGUCACAGGUGGGGCUGCUGGUCACGGGUGCGGCUGCUGGUCACAGGUGGGGCUGCUGGUCACAGGUGGGGCUGCUGGUCACGGGUGGGGCUGCUGGUCAUAGGUGGGGCUGCUGGUCACAGGUGGGGCUGCUGGUCACAGGUGGGGCUGCUGGUCACAGGUGGGGCUGCUGGUCACAGGUGGGGCUGCUGGUCACAGGUGCCUGGUGCUGGCGGCUGGCGCUGGUGCUGGUGCCUGGUGCUGGCGGCUGGCGCUGGUGCUGGUGCCUGGUGCUGGCGGCUGGCGCUGGCGCUGGUGCCUGGUGCUGGCGGCUGGCGCUGGUGCCUGGUGCUAGCGGCUGGCGCUGGUGCCUGGUGCUGGUGACUGGCGCUGGUGCUGGUGCCUGGUGCUGGCGCUGGUGCCUGGUGCUGGCGGCUGGCGCUGGUGCUGGUGCCUGGUGCUGGCGGCUGGCGCUGGUGCUGGUGCCUGGUGCUGGCGGCUGGUGCUGGUGCUGGUGCCUGGUGCUGGCGGCUGGCGCUGGCGCUGGUGCCUGGUGCUGGCGGCUGGCGCUGGUGCUGGUGCCUGGUGCUGGUGGCUGGCGCUGGUGCCUGGUGCUGGCGGCUGGCACUGUGCCGGUGCUGGUGCUGGUGACUGGCUUCGGUGCUGGUGCUAGUUCCUGGUGCUGGUGGCUGGCGCUGGUGCUGGUGCCUGGUGCUGGCGGCUGGCGCUGGUGCUGGUGCCUGGUACUGGCGGCUGGCGCUAGUGCUGGUGCCUGGUGCUGGCGGCUGGCGCUAGUGCUGGUGCCUGGUGCUGGCGGCUGGCGCUGGUGCUGGUGCCUGGUGCCGGCGGCUGGCGCUGGCGCUGGUGCCUGGUGCUGGCGGCUGGCGCUGGUGCUGGUGCCUGGUGCUGGCGGCUGGCGCCGGUGCUGGUGCCUGGUGCUGGUGCUGGUGUUCCGCCGCCACUCCCUUCCCCCUUUUCCUCUCUCCCCCACAGCAUUCCGCCGCCACUCCCUUCCCCCUUUCCCUCUCCCCCUACAGCUAGCUGGUGGGGCGGCUGACUUCAGGGUGAGGUGA